UUGGGGUUCAGCGUUCCUACAUUGCCCUCUGUUGAGCGCAUUAAUAGUUUCAAAACCUGGAGAAGAGAAAAGGGACACGGAGAAACUCUCAGAGAUAGAUACAAAACUAAGCAGUGGGCGAAUCAGAAGGACUGUUAGGAUGCAGGUAUUUCUUGAGCAGUGGGAGCCUAGAAAUGGAACUGAGGGCGCUAGGGGCAAGAUCUGGGGCACAGAGGCGUGGCCUGGGUGCGGGGGCGUGGCUCUAAGUCAGAGGCGGGGCCACCUGCUGCCGGAGAGAGACUGUUGCAAGAUGGCUACGAUCAGAGAAUACCGGCAACACUGGGCCUCCAGGGCCGAGGUCAACCAACAGGGGGCGUGGUCUGACUAUGGGGGUGUGAACUUGAAAUCAACCCCAGGCUCAGGCUUAAGGGGCUUGGCUCUUCCCUUAAGGGCGUGACUGUCCAAUAGAGGGCCAGGCUCAUGGAUGAGGUCAGCAUGGGCGUGGUCAGACAAUAGGGGCGAGUCCAGAGCUUGCGGAGCUCAUCCAACGCUCCAGCUUCCCGGCCGGCCCCGCAAUGCAGCACUUGCUGGUCCUGUUGCUGCUGCUCUCCUCUGCCUCGGUGCCUCCCUCCACUGCAGCCCCGAUCCGCGAUAGUGACGCCCAGGAGAGCUCCUCGGGUUUUCUGGGUCUCCAGAGUCUACUCCAAAGCUUUAGCCGGCUUUUCCUGAAAGAAGGCCUGCUGCGGGGCAUGGACAGCUUCUUCUCUGCCCCUGUGGACUUCCAGGGCCUCCCUAGGAACUACCACCAAGAAGAGAACCAGGAGCGCAGGCUGGGAAACAACACUCUCUCCAGCCAUCUCCGGAUUGACAAGAUGACCAACAACAAGACAGGAGAGGUGCUGAUCUCUGAGAAGGUGGUGGCAUCCAUCGAGCCAGGAGAGGAGAGCUUGCAGGGUGACUGGAAGGUACCCAAGAUAGAGGAGAAGGAGGCUCUGGUGCCUGUCCCAAAGGCUGUGGACAGCUUCCACCCGGAACCCCACCCCCGAAUGGCCUUCUGGAUCAUGAAGCUGCCACGGCAGAGGUCCCACCAGGAUGCCCCGGAGGGUGGCCGCUGGCUCAGUGAGAAGCAACACCGCCUGCAGGCCAUCCGGGAUGGGCUUCGCGAGGGGACCCGUGAGGAUGUCCUCGAAGAGGGGACCCAGAGCUCCUCUCACGCCAAGCUGCCUGCCCGCAAGACCCACUUCCUGUAUAUCCUCAGGCCCUCCCAGCAGUUAUAGGGGUGCUGCAUGUAUCCCACCCGCACCAGACCCCACCCCAAGCACCAUAUGGAAAUUAAACUUUUUCUUACAUCCAGC
Messenger RNA from Hippopotamus amphibius kiboko, 1334 nucleotides. RefSeq names its product dickkopf like acrosomal protein 1 (gene DKKL1). The transcript has 5 exons. Gene Ontology annotation, molecular function: receptor antagonist activity; co-receptor binding. The record is from RefSeq and is a predicted model, not a curated record. Gene Ontology annotation, biological process: negative regulation of canonical Wnt signaling pathway. Lineage: Eukaryota; Metazoa; Chordata; Mammalia; Artiodactyla; Hippopotamidae. Bases 555 to 1256 code for a protein of 233 amino acids.